GCGACGUUGGAGUGGUCCGAGGAAGAGGAGCGGAGCUGCGACUCCCCACGGAGCAGGACCACCGCUUGCUACCGCCUCUAUGAAACCGACCGCCGAAGUUCUGUUUGCCCGGCGCUCAACUCUCCACAGGGACUAAAAGUUAACGGCUGUUUUUUUUUUUUUUUCUUGAAGUUUUCCUCUCUCUCUCAGGCGGUUAAAGUCGAGCAGGUUUGGAGAGCUCUUCCUGUUCCCAGAGCUCCUUCAUAACACAGCCAGCAUGGAUGUUGCGGCGCACGGGAAUGCGGGAUUUCCUGUGUGGCCACCGCAGUGUUGCGUUCAGGCGCACUUUCUGGAUCCUCGGGCUUAAAUAAUGAAGAGCGGUCAGAGCUUGAAGGUUGUCGUAAAAACAGUGGUUGGCUGAAGUGAAUGCUCCUUUUCCUGCUAUUCUUCUCCUCCUCUGCGCUUCCUGCUGCUGCUGGCCCCUGCUCCUAAUGGCUAAAAAUACAGAAAAAACUCAACAUGGACGUCCGAGUGUGUGAGAAACUGUGAUUUCUGAGUCUUAUGAAGCAGCUUUAGUCCUAAAGUUUAGAGUCUUCAGAGUUGGAAGCUGUAACAGGUGGUGAUGGAUGGAGGGAGGGGGGGUAGGAGCAGAUCAGCCAUGAUGACUUGAUUCCAGAAGCUGAUAAUGUAGUCAGGCCAUGUGCAGGGAAACCACACACCUCAUCAAUGUUACAGAGACUGCUGCCUCUGAGAUUCCAUACAGGUCUGAGGAAGCCAGAGAUGAGAAGAUUUGAGUUUGUGAGGCGAUUGGUUUCCUUUUGUCCCUGAAUCUACGGCCCGGCGGUUGGGCUGACCUCUGACCUCAUCUCCUUGGUCCCUGAUGAGACAACAGGAAAGGGAGCAAGGUGUGAUAAAGUACUCUUUACUCUCAGGCCCCCGGAGCGUCCGGUCGGGUCAUCUAGCGGAGGCUCCAUGGAGCCGCUGAAGAACAUAUUCGGUCGGAGCUCGCUGUCCAACUGGAAGAAUCUGGAGCAGUCCAAAAAAGGGAACUUCAUCAACCCCGUUUGGACGGCUUUGUUCGACUACGAGGCCUCCUGUAAGGAUGAGCUCACCUUGCGUAAAGGUGAUCUUGUGGAGGUCCUCUCGCAGGACUCCGAGAUAUCUGGGGAUGAGGGCUGGUGGGCCGGGAAGGUCAACAACAAGGUGGGCAUCUUCCCAUCCAACUAUGGCUCCUUCGCCAGCGGAUACGCCAAGCUGCCAGGAAGCAGCGUGGUGGAGGAGCUGAACCGCGCCGUGGUGGGCAACGUCGAUCCGGAGGAGGUGGAUUUCCGAGAGCUGAGCCUGGAGGAGGUCAUCGGGGUCGGGGGCUUCGGGAAGGUUUACCGCGGGACGUGGCGGGGCGAGCUGGUGGCGGUGAAGGCGGCCCGCCAAGACCCGGACGAGGACAUCAGCGUGACGGCGCAGAACGUCAGGCAGGAGGCGCAUCUGUUCGCCAUGCUCACCCACCAGAACAUCAUCGCCCUGAAGGGCGUCUGCCUGCAGGAGCCCAACCUGUGUCUCAUCAUGGAGUACGCCUCGGGCGGACCGCUGAGCCGGGCGCUGGCCGGCCGCCGCAUCCCGCCUCACGUCCUGGUCAACUGGGCCGUGCAGAUCGCCAGAGGGAUGGUGUACCUGCACAACGAGGCCAUCGUCCCCGUCAUCCACCGGGAUCUCAAGUCCAACAACAGUAAGUCCUUCAUAUCUCUCAGCUGUAGCUGCCCUUCCCCCACCUGUUUCUGUGGAUCCUUUACCAUCAUGUCUAACCUUAACCUUAACCUCCUCAUGGCUGCGGCUUCAUGAACAGGAAGAGAACUCAGACAGGUAGAUGUGUCAG
Messenger RNA from Cyprinodon variegatus (sheepshead minnow), 1852 nucleotides. Its product is annotated as mitogen-activated protein kinase kinase kinase 11-like. Gene Ontology annotation, cellular component: centrosome. The coding region runs from base 952 to 1818 and encodes 288 amino acids. Gene Ontology annotation, biological process: microtubule-based process; positive regulation of apoptotic process; protein phosphorylation. Gene Ontology annotation, molecular function: ATP binding; JUN kinase kinase kinase activity; protein binding. Lineage: Eukaryota; Metazoa; Chordata; Actinopteri; Cyprinodontiformes; Cyprinodontidae. The record is from RefSeq and is a predicted model, not a curated record. The transcript has a single exon.